GUUCGCGCCCGCGUCGCUCCCACGCCCCGAAAUCUCCAAUCCAGCCGUCAACAGUAAUUCUACGCAGCGCGACGGGCCCGCCAUGGCUCCUGUGCCGUAUUUCUUCAAGGAGACGCGCAUAAGCCUAGAACCGUCUACCACCGCCUACAGCGUCGACAUCAAGCUCCCUACCUCUAAUUCGCAAGGAUGGAGCCAGCGACAGCCCGCGAAAUCGGCCAAGGCCGCCGCGAGGAACGACGCCUCAAGAGCGACGGCGUCCGCUAUUUACUACAGGAAAUAUCAUAGCUUCCCGAGGGCCUUCCUCUGGAGAGUCUUGGGCGGCGAUAACACCAUCUUAAGCAUACGGACGGCCGAUAUCUACAAGCCGAAGAAGGCAUCCGAUGCCAACCUUAUCUUGAAUUUUCACUUCUACCAUCCCAUCCGACCUACCUGCAUCGCCCUCUCAGACGCCCCCGAUCACGACGCCGUCAGCGUCUUCGUGCUCGACACCGCGAAUCAGCUCUACACCCUCUUUCUGCGGCCUGACUCCUUUCGCAAGCGCUCCUUCGUCGAGACGGGACUGGGGGAUGCUUGCCGUAUCUACCAGCCCAAUGCUUUCCGCAACUUCAAACACCCCUACCGGCUCAUCGCCGUCAAUAGCGAUCAGCUGGUCGUCACCACUUCAGACGGCGGCCACGUCCGGUAUGACAGAAACACAACACACAAUGUCUCUCACCCGCCCUGGAAGGAGACGUUCUAUAAUGCAAAGGGUUGGUUUCGGAGCAUCCUCGGGGGCCGAGGUGAUAUGGACAUCAAGGCCGCCGCCUCCGCGGUCCACACCGAUCUGGGGCUCGACGACGCCUCGUUUCUCUUCACUGUCUGCCUCGACCACCACCUGCGUGUCUGGAAUCUGAAUAGCGGGCAGAUUCUCGGCACCAUGGACUUGCUGGAUGCCGAGCGGGACCCGCAGGAGACGGGAAAGUGGCAGCUCGAUGCGUCACAGACGAACUUGAUGCAGAUCGCGGGUAGCAUUGAAGGGAAACGACUCUGCGUGACGUAUUCUCCCAUCGGUUCUGGAGAGUUCAAGUUCUGGUUGCUGCAAUCUAACCACGCGAAUUCUGUCGACGUAACUGUUACCUUCUCUACAGAGCGCUUCAUCCCUACACCGCCUCUGGGGUCGGACGUCUGGACUCUCGCAGAUUUCAGGGUCAUAGAAUGCUCGCCGUCCGACGGGUACCGGUUGUGGCUUCUGUGGAAGAACAACAUGGCAUACCGAGUACAGGAGCUAUCGUUCAAGGCAGAUAACCUCCCGGAGGCGUGGCAGCAUGGCUGGAGAUCCGUGUUUUCUGACACAGUCAUACCGACGGCGCAAGCAUCUAGCCCGUCGGAUCCUGUCGACCCCACCGAAAGGUGGUUACAGCUUAUUCUCUUCCCGGGGAGGUUUCCAAGAGCAACCAUCGAAGCCGCGAUAGCAGCUUACGAAGGCGUGGUGGGAAGACAGGGUGGCGGUUCAUCUCGUAACGGCCAGGGCCUUGCGGAGUCGAUUUGCUCCGCCAUCGCAGCAACCGCAUCUCUGAACAAAACCUCGUCUGGCGACAUGGAGCACGAACAAUUCAGAGCCUCCAGCGAAACGCAGUGGCGAAAGUUUUACCGGAUCCUACUUGAGCUCGACAAGCCAAGGGGCGAGGCCUUGACCCUGUCGUAUGAAUCGGAAUCGGGGAUUCCGUGGGUCGUAUGCGCCGAUAGCAUCUCCGCCAUCCGGGAAUGCAGCGAGCUGGAACAGAUAUGCCACAACCCGACCUCGAGGUUCCAGGGUUCCAACGAGGGCCCGUCUCUCAUUACCUCCGGCCUCAACUUCCUCGACAGCUUUUCCGAUAGCAUGCUGCAGAUCUGCCGCUCCGUCCUGCGCUCCGAGAUGUUCGAGGAGUCGCCCAAGACGGACCAAGAACGCAUACAGUUCUUCUCGGACAAGGCAGGAUUCUGGCGCCAGAUAUCCGACGAAGACUGUGCUCAGGUGACCGACGUGCUCGGCCCAAACUUCAAUCUGGUGACGACUAACCUUUACGAGCGCCUGCUUGAAGUCUGCGACGAGACCUGGGAUGCCGAGCACCCGACGGAGCAUCCUCUCACCGAGUUCGGGCGGAGGAUUAUCGUCAGGGCAGUCCAAGAUAUGGCCGAGCUCCAAUGGAACGUCUGCUUCAGCCAGUUGAUUCUCCUAGUUCACAUGGAGUUCGAAUUCGACCGCCCCGAGGAUGCUCUUCAUAACAGGGUAGAGAUCGGCGUAGUAUACCGCAACCUGCUGACGUACCUACGGAGAUUAGAACUCGUCCGGUGGCUUGCCAACACCCAGAUAUCGGCGCCGCUCCCCAAGGCAGACAGGCCCAGCUCGGUGUCCGGCAACUCCCCGGUUGCCCCGAAGCGACAAGUCGAUGAUCACAGGGUCAUCACGGCGCUCGAAGGCAAUGUGGGACACCUUCUGGGGUUGCCCGAGCUCGACUCGGCCGUCUCGGAGACGAUGCCGGCGAUUAUCACGAGCAUCGUGGUUGAUCUUUGUGCUCCUAGUAGUAACAUCGAGCUGCAACCUCAGUACAUCCAGUGCGGCCUGCUCGUCAGAGACCGACCCGAUCUUGCCGCCGAGCUGAACCCCUUUUGCAAGGAGGAUCCGUUCUCAACCUAUGUGCAGGGCCGCGUUCACCUCGCUCUGAAGGACUACACAUCCGCGUCAACAUAUUUCAAGAAGGCGGCAUACGGAAUGAGUGUACCUCAAGCGGAACCCGACAAGCACAGCAGCGGCCUCCUCGACGAGACCGAGUGGAACCUGCUAUUCGCGGGACUGCCACGCUACUACGCCCACAUCGUGGCCCUGUUCGAACAGCACAAGGCGUAUUCGUACGUGAUAGACUUCUCGCGCCUGGCGCUCCAGUUCGUGAACAGCAGGACCGAGGACGCGGAGAAGGCGCGGACGGAGAUCCAGUGCCGGCUCUUCAGCGGGGCGAUCGCGACGUCGCAGUUCGAGCUGGCGCACGCGACGCUGGUGGCGAUGAAGGACCGGGCGCUGCAGAUGUCGUGCCUGCGGGCGCUGAUCCAGCGCAUGUGCGACAACCUGCACAACGCCGAGUUCGUGGCGCUGCCGUUCCCGGGGCUGCAGGGGGCCGUCGACGACGUGCUGGCGCAGCACUGCCGCGACGCGGCCGACGUGGUGACGGGCGUGCCGUACCACCAGAUCCUGUACGCGUGGCGCGUGCGGCGCAACGACUACCGCGGCGCCGCCGCCGUCCUGCUCGACCGCAUCCACAAGCUGCGCCAGCUCGGCGAGGGCGACCAGGUCGCCGGCGACGACAUGCUCGACACCGCCGUCACCCGCCAGUACCUCAUGCUCAUCAACGUGCUGAGCUGCGUCGAGCCGAAGCAGGCCUGGAUCACGACCGAGGCCGGCGGCUCCGCGCGAACUGCAAUCGUCGCCGCGGCCGCCGCCGCCGCCAACGCGAAAGACGCCAAGGACGACGCUGCUGCUGCUGCUGCUGCUGCCGCCGCCGCCCCCGUCGUGGAGAAGCGCAAGGUCGUCACCCUCGCCGACAUCCGGAAGGAGUACCAGGACGAGCUCGACCGCAUCGCCGCGAUCCACAACAACCAGUUCGGGUUCGCGGCCGACGACGAGAUGGAGAUCUUGUGAGAUAACGAUUAGAUAAGAUUUAUAAUAUAGCGCCGUGCCGUGCCGUGCCGCGGCGCCAUAUCAGGAACGGCGAUAGGUCAUAAUGUACGACUAUGCGGGAAGACUACUGGUACUACGACUGCGAGAUGAUACCUCCCGAAUUGUAACUACGCCUCGGGCUCAUGUUGUUAUUUUCUUCUUUUUUCCCUCUGCGUUAACACGGCGGGAAAAGGGAGGUAAGGGGGGGAGGGAAUACAAAUCUUAGAUGCAUUAACCCAAAGAAGGAAGAAAAAAAACUACGUGAUCCAUCGCGAGUAACGCCUUGGCUUUCUCCUUCUCUCUCCCUCCCUGUCUGCUUGGUCAUAACCGCAUGCUACAUAAAUUACAGAGACCAGUAAACGCCGUUUUGCCUCCAACGCUCGACCUGGGACUGGAAUAGGAUUGGGGUGAGGAAUGUACAGUGGGUCGGAUCGGAUU
This is a messenger RNA of Durotheca rogersii, 4108 nucleotides long. RefSeq names its product nucleoporin Nup120/160-domain-containing protein. The transcript has 3 exons. Gene Ontology annotation, molecular function: protein binding; structural constituent of nuclear pore. Bases 83 to 3652 code for a protein of 1189 amino acids. Gene Ontology annotation, cellular component: nuclear pore. The record is from RefSeq and is a predicted model, not a curated record. Lineage: Eukaryota; Fungi; Ascomycota; Sordariomycetes; Xylariales; Xylariaceae.